Chelmon rostratus (copperband butterflyfish) is the source of this 879-nucleotide messenger RNA. RefSeq names its product forkhead box R1 (gene foxr1). Bases 1 to 879 code for a protein of 292 amino acids. Gene Ontology annotation, cellular component: nucleus. NCBI's taxonomy places the organism in Eukaryota, Metazoa, Chordata, Actinopteri, Chaetodontiformes, Chaetodontidae. Gene Ontology annotation, molecular function: DNA-binding transcription factor activity; sequence-specific double-stranded DNA binding. The record is from RefSeq and is a predicted model, not a curated record. The transcript has 7 exons. Gene Ontology annotation, biological process: regulation of DNA-templated transcription.
AUGACUUUACAGCUUAAAACCAGAGCUGGACUGUUUGACCUGCACUGCUCUGUGGGCCUGACGGACUGGGACAUGGAGAAGGAGCUCAAACUGGCAACAACCACAGACCAGUUUUACCACGAUGAUAAGCUGAAUGAUCAAUAUGUGGUCCAGAGGCCGUCUGCAAGAGCCCCGAGAAGAAAAGAUGAAUUCAUUUGGUACGAUAAAACUUCAGACACCUUUGUGAAGCCAAACCUGUGGCUGUUGGUGAAUCCUAACAUCGCCUGCCCGAUCCAGUAUAGAGAACGUGCAGCAGAUGUGCAGGCGCUCUCUGAGCCUGCAGAGGAAGUCCAAACACCACUACUGGACCCCGCAGAGACCCAUGAUGCUCCUCUGCAGGAGCAACAGCUGCGCUCUGUUUCCUCCUCCACUGAGUACAUGAUCACGAAUGAAGACGUCUUCUUUCAACCAGCCAAGAACAGACCCAAGGGACGGACCACGAAGGCCAGGGACAGUAAGACCGUGAAGCCAGGAUGCUGGCCUCGUCCACCAGUGAACUACUGCAUCCUCAUCGCCUUGGCGCUCAAGAGCAGCCACACUGGAAGCCUCAAAGUCCAGCAGAUUUACCACUUCACCAGAGAGCACUUCCCCUUCUUUCAGACAGCUCCAGAUGGCUGGAAGAACACCAUCCGGCACAACCUGUGCUUCAACAACAGCUUCCGCAAAACCUGCAACCAGCUGUGCAGAGACGGCAAGAGGAAGUCGUGUUUUUGGCACCUGACUCUGGACGGCCAACGGCGGCUCAAGGACGAGGUCCGCACCCUGACGGCAGAAACCUUGAAGCAGCUGGAGAGGAGCAUGUCCCGCCCAGAUGUAAUACGGGCUUUGCUUGCUCAGUGA